Messenger RNA from Daucus carota subsp. sativus, 3328 nucleotides. RefSeq lists its product as uncharacterized. The coding region runs from base 435 to 3074 and encodes 879 amino acids. The transcript has 4 exons. NCBI's taxonomy places the organism in Eukaryota, Viridiplantae, Streptophyta, Magnoliopsida, Apiales, Apiaceae. The record is from RefSeq and is a predicted model, not a curated record.
CCCAUUCAUAAAAAUAGGAGUAACUAAAAUAUUUACAAAUAUUAUCAUAUAAUAAUAAUUUAAUAAAUUUAAGGUUCCAUUUGGGCUUUUUCCUUAAAAUAAAAAUAAUAAAUCUCUCGUUAUCUGUAAAUCUAUUUCUCUCUCUUUCACACAAUUAUAAAACACAUAAAAUAUUUACAUAGACGGUCACCGUGACUUCUCCUCCGUGCGUUCGCCACCGUCAAUCGCCGUCGUCGAUUUGUUUACUCUCGCAUCUGUUUUGAUGCUGUAAUUGUCUCUCCUAGGGUUUGGAAUUUGAAGAGAUUGUUGAUAAUAUUAUAUAUAUAUAUUUAAUUUUAUCUUUUGCCCUAAUUUCUUGGAUUGAUAUAACUGGAGAAAGAGAUUAGGGAGAGAGAUUGGGGAGAGAGAUAGGUGUGGGCGGGGGUUAGAGGAUAAUGUGUAUACUCUGCGUAAUUCAGAAGUGGUCGAGACGAAUUGCUACCAUGCUUCCAUGGUUAGUGAUUCCACUUAUUGGACUAUGGGCACUGUCUCAGUUGCUGCCUCCAGCUUUUCGGUUUGAGAUUACGUCUCCCAGGUUGGCUUGUGUGUUUGUGCUUCUGGUCACAUUGUUUUGGUAUGAGAUUUUGAUGCCACAGCUGUCGGCGUGGCGUGUACGUAGGAAUGCUAGGCUUAGGGAGAAGAAGAGGUUUGAGGCUAUUGAGUUGCAGAAACUUAGGAAGACAGCUACCAGGAGGUGCAGGAAUUGUUUGACUCCGUAUAGGGAGCAGAACCCGGGUGGUGGAAAGUUUAUGUGUUCAUAUUGUGGGCAUAUUUCGAAGAGACCGGUGUUGGAUUUGCCUGUGCCGCCGGGGUUGGGGAUAUCAAAUAGUGGGAUUUUGAAAGAUUUGGUAGGGAAGAGUGGGAGGAUGCUGAAUGAGAAGGUUUGGUCGGAUAGUGGUGGUUGGAUGUGUGGUCAUGAUUGGUUAGAUAAUGGAAAUUGGGUUGGUGGAUCUUUUCCUGGCAAGGGUAGGCGGAAGCAUGGUGGACGGAUUUUUUUUGGAGAUGACCAUUGUUUAGCUGAAAAAUCUUAUUCUCAUGCUCUCAUUUUUGCUUGCAGAGCACUGACUGCUUUUUUCUUGAGUAUAAUGUGGGUUUGGAGAAAGAUAUUUAGAGUCGGGACAUCCGGAGAUGAUGCAUCAGUUGACGCAGAGCGCAGGAAAAUGGCUAAUAGAGGUGAGAAUGGUUCAAAUUUUCAAGAGAGUAGAGUAGAAAAAGCUCGCAGGAAAGCUGAAGAGAAGCGACAAGCUAAACUGACGAAGGAACAGUGGGAUGAAGAAGAUAGGAAGCAAAGAGAGGAAGUUGCUAGGUUAAUAGAAGAACGUAGGAGAUCAAGAGAUGAGAAGACAGAUGCUGAAAAAGAUUGUAGAAAAGGGGCAACUCCUUCUAAGGAAAAAGUUGUUAAAAAAGAAACAGAAAAGAAGCGACAUGAAAGAAAGACUGAAAGAGACAGAGGAUCUAGUAAAAGCAACUCAGAUGCCGAGGAGCUGGAAAGAAGGGCAGGUAGAGAUAGUGAAAAGAUUAGGAAGUGUGAGAAUGAUCGUAGAAAUCAUCAGAGAUCUAUGGUACAUACCGCAAAGUCUUUUAACAAUGAUAUCAAUAAGGGUGCUCUGACAAACAAUUAUAGCCGUGAACUUGCUGGAACGAAAAACCUUGAUAAUUUGAAGAGCGCAUUCCUGUACCCUUCAAGAGCAGCUGGAGGUAAUUCCUAUGGAAAGGGUACCAUAAAUUCUGUAGCUGCAUACAAGUCUAAUGUUUAUGGCGAUCGUUACCAAACUUCUGUAACUAAAAGAGAAACAUCUCAGCCGGAGCGUUCAUUGCCGAAACUGAAUGUCGGUAGUGAAGAUAAGAACGUCAGCCAUCCUGUGCCUGUUGAACCUCAACCAUAUGAGGCCCCAAAGAAUCCAUGGCUUAUUCGUUCAGCAACUGUUCCUGCACCCUCUGAUUCGUCAGUAAUAAGCAAACCAAAUGGAAAGUCUCAAUCAGAAAUUACGAGUCCCUCAUUUUUAAAUCACAUAGGUACAACGCAACAAUAUGACAAUCCUAUUAAUUUCGGGUUGCCAUCCCCGUUUCCUUUAUCUACUAAUUCCUGUGGGUCAAUAAGCAGUAGUAUAGGUAUUGAGAUGUCAGCUGAAUCUAAUUUGCCUUUGUUUGGAGAAGCUCUUCCUGAAUAUUUACCAGAGGAGUCUGACAUAUUUGAAGACCCGUGCUAUGUUCCUGAUCCAGUAUCCCUGCUGGGGCCAGUUUCAGAGUCUCUUGAUGAUUUUCAGUUAGACCUUGGCUUUGUAACGGACAUGGAACUGGAGAAGCCUCACCCUAUAAAAAGUACACCCAUAUCUUCUGAAGCUAUUUGGCCAUCACCAAUUGAAUCUCCAUUAUCUCGUUUAAGACUACAUGAUGAAAGGCAUGCUGCUCCUCCUUUCCCAACUACCCCUAAAGCUCAGGAUGUGCAGAAUACUCAUAUAAAUGGUUCGUGCAAUGGAAAUGAGAAUGGAACAUGGCAGAUGUGGAAUACUUCUCCUCUCGGUCAGGAUGGAGGUUUACUAGGUGGUCGAGCAAGUUGGCUUUUGUCACCAGACUCAAUCAGAUCAAACAAGGAAAACGUUGCAAGCCCCUUUCAUCAGAAAACCAUGGCCUCACUUUUUAAAAGCGAUGAGCCAAUCCGUUCUGGUGCUCCACAGAACCUUUUACCCGGAAGUUAUCAUAAUGGAAGGACAUAUGGUAACUCGAUCUCUGGUUGUACUGAUGAUCCAUGGUUGCCGGAAACUUUGUUUGGACCGGCAUUGGGUAGAGAAGACAAUUUUUCUAUGAACCCAAAGGAAGUAAUUAUUCAGAAUGAGCCGAUCUGUAAGAGCCCAAACGGGUCUGCAACUAAUGAUCCCUUUGAGCUUUCUCUAGCUGAUCGUUGGCGCGAUGUGGAUUGGACGUUGCAGAACACAGGUGUAAGCACAAGCAAUAACUCCUCCGUGGUCACAAGGUCUCCUGUUGGUGGUGUACACUCUAGCUUGGAUGUACAAUCAAUUUGGUCAUAUGAUUAAAAAGGAUGUUAAAAGGAUAAGGAGAACUAAUAGUGGACUUGUUAAAUAUACUUCCUGUUCAGAAGAAAGGAAAAAGGUUUCCUCUUUUGUCUGGGAUUUAGAAUACUGGAUCCAAUAUAUCGUCCUUGAGUUUAUCAGGGAAGGUUUACUUGCAAUAGCAUAUAUGACUUGCUAGUGCAAGGCAUGUGCUAGGAGGCAGUAGGUAACAUAUCAAGCUUUUUUGGUAUAAUAUCUUGGUCCGUCUUCCUUGAAAA